Molecule: messenger RNA, 2734 nt
Organism: Harpegnathos saltator (Jerdon's jumping ant)
Lineage: Eukaryota; Metazoa; Arthropoda; Insecta; Hymenoptera; Formicidae
Gene: eya
Product: eya transcriptional coactivator and phosphatase 2
Exons: 9
Coding region: 1088-2677 (529 amino acids)
Biological process (GO): positive regulation of DNA repair; cell differentiation; multicellular organism development
Cellular component (GO): nucleus
Molecular function (GO): protein tyrosine phosphatase activity
Source: RefSeq, a predicted model, not a curated record
GCAGGCGACAUUUCGCAUGCUCAGAACUCCACUGGCCGCGGCGUAUCGCACACGGCGGGGCCCCACGAUACACCUCCGCGACACAACACAGACCGGCGAGAAACGAUGGUAGCGAGUCGUUCGUGAAGGUAGAGCGCGCAAAGCGAGAGAGAUCCGACGAGACGAGAGAGGAGGCGGCGCGAGAUCUGGCCAAGUCGGCGCAAGAGCUCCGUUCCGAACGCGAGUCGGUGGCGCGCGAUCGCGCAAGGGGUGGAUUCGCAGAGCACACUCGCGUCUGUCCGGUACGCUCGAGGACUCGGCGAGCGGUGCGUCCCGUACGCGCGGACCAUCUCGGGCGGGACGGUGUCCUGCGGGAGAGAGAUUUGAUAUCUCCAGGAUAUCUCGGAGUUGUUGAUUCGUCGUCGUCGUCCUCGUCUCCCAAAGCUCUCCAAAAGUCCCGACGGUCGAUCGACGAGAUAUCAUAAGGACUUUUCGCGUCACCGCGACAUCAUCAUCGGCGACGGAGUGUUUCGUUUCUCUCUCUGCCUCUCUCUCUCUCUCUCUCUCUCUCUCUCUUUUGCUCUCCCUCUUUGUGCGUGUGUGUGUAUGUGUCCGCGUAUACGUGUGUAUGUGUGUAUGUGCGUGUACGUGCGGCUGUGUACGCCGGGCGGUGCGCUAAACGUCGUAACGUGAGCGUAUCGCGGGACAAAAGUGACGAUCGGUGGCUAGGUAGGUAACUGCGACGAUGUUCCCGUGGUCGUGGAAAGUACGAGAAAAGUGACGGACCGAGAGAGGAGAGCGCCGGGAGACGUCGUCGAGAACGUUAUUGCGCUACGCUGCCGAAGAGGCGUGGAUCUCGGCGCACUUUACGUGGCGCGUAAUUCGCGCACGCACGCAUACACGCACACGAUUGCGCGUACGCACGCACGCACGCACGCACGCACGCACGCACGUACGCUCGUUCGUUCGUUCGUUCGUGUUACGCGCUCCGGGAUAACGAUGCUGUUGUCAGGAGGGAAUCACCCACGGCUCCCUUGAACGUUACCACGUCGAAGCAACCUGUCUCGAGAGUCUGAGAGGCCAGCGACGGGACGCAAGAUAGAGUGAUAUGUUAACCGAAGACAAUGAUCCGACGAAACCAGCAGGGGUUUUAGACAAUGCUGGCAACGUGUCUUCCUCGACAGAAGCCUCGGUACAGCAUCCUCGCGCCGCAAACAAUGAAACCGAAGUUAAGAACGAGGUCCAGGAUUGUCCCGAGACCGACAGCGUACCCGGCGGGGAGUUGUACAUCGACGAGAAUGCCGAGGAGAAGGAACAGGAGUAUCCGGAUUCGAUGGAGAAGACGGAUUACGGAUCCCUGUACGGUGCCAAUCAAUAUUAUAACAGUCUCUACAACUCGCCGCCUUAUGGAUCCACGACGGUCUCGAAAUCUGCGUCGAGCCUGCAAAGCUCAUACCUAAGCUCCUACACGUCGUCGAGUUCGAUGACGCAGUACCCGUCCUACGCCGGCUACAACAGCGGAGCGACGACUUUCCCGAACGUGGCGCAGAAUAUAUCGCCAGCCUCUCAGAAAUUAGACUACAGCGCCUACAGCAGUAGUCUGUAUGGGAACGACAGGGUACCGCUUCAGUAUUCCGGAUACUACCCCAUGCCCGGUUACCAUGCACCGCCCGCCUCCUUCAACAUCGGCAACAUCAACUUCGCUGAAGACUCGACCAAGUCCGCACUCACGUUGGACCCGACCACGCACGAUGCGAGCGAGCUGACCGCACGGGAAACCGCAAACAUCGAAGUGGCGGCGACGAAGCCAUGCAGGCGCGGCAGGAGGCAAAGCGGAAGCGGAAACAGUAUCGGUUCUGCGGACACGACGGAGGCCGGGCCUGAUCGUAUAUUCAUCUGGGACCUUGACGAGACUAUUGUUAUAUUCCACUCCUUGCUAACCGGGCAAUUCGCCUCGAAGCACCGCAAAGAUCCCACCCCUUUGGCUCAAGUGGCGUACAGAAUGGAGGAGAUGAUAUUCAACUUGGCGGACACGCACUUCUUCUUCAGCGACAUCGAGGAUUGUGAUCAAGUGCAUAUAGACGAUGUUGCGUCGGACGAUAAUGGGCAGGACUUAUCGUCCUAUAACUUUGCGACCGACGGCUUCCAGUGCGCGUCUGCGAACAACGGAAUAUGCCUGACUUCCGGCGUACGAGGUGGCGUCGAUUGGAUGAGGAAGUUGGCAUUUCGCUAUCGCAAGAUUAAGGAGAUCUAUUGUAACUAUCGCAACAACGUGGGUGGUCUUCUGGGCACGGCGAAGCGAGAACAAUGGCUUCAACUGCGCUCGGAAAUCGAAGCGUUGACCGAUAACUGGUUAACGUCAGCGGUCAAGUGUUUGAGUCUCAUCAACAAGAGGAGUCAUUGCAUUAAUAUCCUGGUGACGACCUCGCAGCUGGUACCCACGCUCUCCAAGGUUUUGCUCUUCGGCAUCGGCGGGAUAUUCCCUAUAGAGAAUAUAUAUUCCGCCACCAAAAUCGGAAAGGAAAAUUGUUUCGGAAGAGUGGUGGCGCGAUUCGGCCGCAGGUGUACGUACGUAGUAAUAGGCGAUGACUCGGACGAGGAGAAUGCGGCGCGGGCGCACAACUUUCCCUUCUGGAGGAUAAACAGCCUUUCGGACACGCAAGCCCUGUACAAUGCCUUAGAGAUGGGAUUUCUUUAAUCAAAAUACGGUUGAUUCGUGGCGCUGAAAAAAUAUUACGGUUAGCGCGCGAAUAAU